Penicillium canescens is the source of this 993-nucleotide messenger RNA. Its product is annotated as 4-hydroxybenzoate octaprenyltransferase. The coding region runs from base 1 to 993 and encodes 330 amino acids. Gene Ontology annotation, cellular component: membrane. The transcript is spliced from 3 exons. Lineage: Eukaryota; Fungi; Ascomycota; Eurotiomycetes; Eurotiales; Aspergillaceae. The record is from RefSeq and is a predicted model, not a curated record. Gene Ontology annotation, molecular function: transferase activity, transferring alkyl or aryl (other than methyl) groups.
AUGGUCACAAAGUGCAUUGACCCUUGCGAGCAGCAAAAUCAGAAGAGACCUGUUGGCCAUUUAGUUUGGGAUCUCAUUCGAAUCUCCCGCUAUGACAAGUAUAACUCUUUUCUGGCACUGUUUUCAGGAGUUUGGUCUACGUUGCUAGCUGGAGCGCUCAAAUUGCGAAAUGAGCCAGAAAGUACUUCCGUUUCUUUUGUCCUCAGUCGGGUAGUGCUUUGCUCUUUGGCUUCUUAUAUUUUUUCGGGGGCUGGCAUGGUGUGGAACGACUGGGUGGACCGUGAUAUCGAUGCCAAAGUGGCGCGUACAAAGGACCGUCCACUGGCAUCGGGACGACUUCACACGAUGGAGGCAAUGGCUUGGCUGAUUAUCCAAGUGGCCGCGUCGACUGGGCUUUUAUACUGGAUGAUGGAAGGAAGACAUGUCUGGAUUUCCCUGGUUCCUCCAGCAAUUGGGACUCUUCUUUAUCCAUACUGUAAACGUCCAACGGCCCAGAAAUUCGGCAUCUAUCCCCAGUAUGUCCUAGGGUUGACUGCAGCCUGUCCAGCGGUAUUUGGGCGAGCGGCAAUUUACAACCAUGAGGACUCCUUCCAAGAUUUGAUAAACGCCUCUUUUCCUUUGUGUUUGUUUGUUUUCGUCUGGACCCUUUAUUUCAACACGGCAUACAGCUACCAGGAUGUGAAGGACGACUCCAAGAUGAAGAUCAACUCAUCUUAUGUAUUCGCUGGCCAACACAUUCAUUUGUUCCUCGUUCUCCUUACCGGACUUGUCCUUGCUUCUAUCCCAUGGGUUCUCCAUCCUUUACAAUCAGGUUGGCUUUGGGUCUCCUGGAUGGGCGUGUGGUCGGUUGGAUGCGCAGAACAACUGGUGAGGUUCAAUGCUAACGACCCGCAUACUGGAGGGCUUGUUUGGAGACGCAACAUUCUUCUGGCUCUAUGGACAAUCUUCGCAUGCUUGGUGGAGGUAUUACUAGUGUGGAUUCAUCAAAUUUGA